UCUUUAAUGAAUGUAUAAUGUACCAACAAACAAUAAAAAAAGGGAAUAGUAUUAAUGACUCAUUUGGUGAAAACAGUUUUAUUGGAAUUUUCUUCUAAUUAAGUAAGGAUGUUUUCAAGUGGGCCCAAUUAUACAAAGCUAAAGACCAAUUUAAAAUUGGCCCAAAAUCGUUUAAAAUUAUUGGAGAAAAAAAAGACAGAAAUCGCUCAAAAAUCACGUAAAGAAAUAGCUGAUUACUUGUCUACUGGAAAAACGGAAAGAGCUCGGAUUCGCGUAGAGCAUAUAAUCAGAGAAGACUAUCUUGUCGAAGCUAUGGAAGUAGUAGAAAUGUAUUGCGACUUAAUAUUGGCUAGGUUUGGCUUAGUUACGCAAAUGAAGGAGCUGGAUGAUGGAAUAGCUGAGGCCGUUUCUAGUUUGGUGUGGGUGUGCCCUCGUAUGCAAAGUGAUAUAGCUGAAUUGAAAGUAAUAUGCGAUAUUUUUGUGCAAAAAUACGGUCCUCAAUUUGCUGAAAGUGCACGCACUGCUACUGGAGAUCAUCGUGUUUCUGAGAAGUUAAUGCAUAAAUUACAACUUCAAGCCCCUCCAAAGCUAUUAGUGGAAAAAUAUUUAAUUGAAAUUGCUAAAAAUUACAAUAUUGAAUAUGAAGCAGAUCCUCAAAUUAUGAACGAAGAUAAGGAGGAAGGGAAAGAUCAUUAUUUGAUUGAUUUGUCAGAUCGGAAUAAUUUAGGCGGCAAAGGUUCUUCAGCACCACCUCAAAUGGGCUUUAUAGGAUAUCCUACAGUGCCUCCUCUACCCCAAAUGCCGCCGCCACCCUCCAAUAAACCUUUUAACUAUCCUCCUUACGAUGGAGCCAAAGGUGCAGGCGGAAAUUCAAAUCAAUCUCCGUUUAACUAUAAUAUACCACCUAACACAUCACCCACGCAAAUUAUCGACGAAAAAAAGGAUUUAAAUACGCAAUUCAUAAAUGAAGAAUCUAGUAAUGAAUUAAUAUCUUCAACGUCAUCAACACCUAUAAAUUACGAUGAUAAUGACCCGCAAGGAUUUAAUCAAAAUGUUUCGCGUUCACAAAUGCACAACGAUCCUCCACCAAGCUAUACUUCUAUUAAUCGUGUUAAUUUUCAGAAUGUUAAUAAACCAAAACCUCAGCCACGUGGAAAAUUGCCGCCAGCUGCAAAUCCUAGAGAUUUGCCAUCUGCAGAAUUACCGCAGUUGCCCAAUGUACCUCUGGAUUUACCAGACGCACCGUCAGAGGAAAGUAAACCUGAUAAUGAUGAUAUUGACUUUGAUGACUUGGCUCGACGUUUUGAGAAUCUUAAAAAGCGAAAAUAAAAGCCAACGACGUCAUAUAGAUACAUAUACGCAUAUAUA
Glossina fuscipes is the source of this 1368-nucleotide messenger RNA. RefSeq names its product IST1 homolog (gene Ist1). NCBI's taxonomy places the organism in Eukaryota, Metazoa, Arthropoda, Insecta, Diptera, Glossinidae. Gene Ontology annotation, biological process: protein transport. The transcript is spliced from 6 exons. The coding region runs from base 109 to 1329 and encodes 406 amino acids. The record is from RefSeq and is a predicted model, not a curated record.